Laccaria bicolor S238N-H82 is the source of this 276-nucleotide messenger RNA. RefSeq lists its product as uncharacterized. The record is from RefSeq and is a predicted model, not a curated record. The transcript has 2 exons. NCBI's taxonomy places the organism in Eukaryota, Fungi, Basidiomycota, Agaricomycetes, Agaricales, Hydnangiaceae. The coding region runs from base 1 to 276 and encodes 91 amino acids.
AUGGCCGAGAAACCCUCCGUGGAGCAUAGAGAGACGGAUCCUCAGCCCAGCGUGAUCACUGCUCCUCCAGCUCAAAUCCCGCCAUCCCAACCCCCACCUGCCUAUGACAAUCCCGUAGAAGUAAUCCAGCCUGUUUCUGCUGCUGCAAAAGGAGAGCAGUAUCAACAAGAACUCCUCGCCCGGUGUGCAGCUGGCCAACACGACUACAGUACGAGGUUCGGUCCAUGUGGAAUCAUCACUGCGAUCGUCAGUGCUUGCGAUUUUCCUCGUGUUUAA